UCUUCCUCUUUGACAUGUAUGUGCGUUCUGUUUAAAAGAAUGUCGUUCAACCGGGGCAUAGGCAGUGUAAAGUACAUGGAAAAAAGGACACCUAAAAACCCAAAGUAUCAGUAUGUGAAGACCAAGUUAGACACAGGAUGUAGCCUUACAAACUAUUUGGAUGACAUUAGAAGAAAUUACAAGUAUCGUAAAGAUGAAAUAUUCAAGCGGUUAGGAGUGUCAACAUUUGCACAAAUGAUACUUCAGGUGGCAUCGGUGUCCGAGCUGAAUGACAUUGAGGAUGACAUUGACUCGCACAGGCCUGAAGACUGUCUGUCGUUGGCGUCUGACGCAGACUCGGCUUGUCACUCCGAUCGCUCGUAUGCAGAACACACCGGGGAGAUGUGCCACUCUGCCAGGUCGACACUGCUGAGUGUUAUCAGUGGUGUGGGAGAGCUGAGCCGAGAGGAGAAGAUCUCAGAGCCGAAGCUGCCUGACGCACCCAAGCAGACCGACGGACCUUACCCUGACUGUCCCUACCUGCUGCUGGAUGUCCGGGACCGCGACCACUACGACCGCUGUCACAUCAUCAGCGCACACAGUUUUCCCAUUACCAUGCUGUCUCGAACCAUGGACUCGUACACCAAAGAAGUGCGGGAAUAUAGAAACGUAGCAGGGAGGAUCGUCAUUUUGUACGAUGACGAUGAGAGAAUAGCCAGCCAGGCAGCCACCAGCAUGUGUCAACGAGGGUUUGAAAAUCUGUUCAUAUUGUCUGGAGGUCUCAAAGUACUCUAUAAGAAAUUUCCCGAAGGAAUGACAACGGGCCCCGUCCCGACCUCAUGCCUGGCCUCACCCGCGUCCUUGAGGGCGAGAAAGAGUUCCGUGCCUCAGCAGCAGCAGCAGAUACAAGCAGCAGAGGAGAGGUGGAGGUUUACGUCAGACGAGCUGUCCAAGAUCCAGGAGGAGCUGGAGGAGAUGCUCAUCCCAAGUGAGUAUCUUCGAGAAUACAGUCGCUUGUCCAGCCGCAUGUCGACCAUCAGCACCCAGUCCAGAGCGUCCAGCGCUGGAAGUCGACUGAGUUCCUCUACAGCUGGGAGGGUUCAGAGCAGUAGACCCUGGAAAUAACCCCACCCACCAACAGAUGAACUUUAAACAUACUGUGUACCUAACAGUAAUGGAUCUCACUGACCAAACAAAUGGACUGCAAGCAUUAUUGUGAUUACUUGAUGUUGUUAUCAUCAGCCUUAACUGACUCUAACCAGCUGGACACGUGGUCUUGUUAGUAAGUUAAUGUGUGUGUGUGUGAAUGAAGUGUGUGAUUGUUUGUUGUAAAGUAGUUGUGAAUUAAUGAAUAUUAAAAUGAAUAGCACCUGGAUAACACGC
Solea senegalensis (Senegalese sole) is the source of this 1362-nucleotide messenger RNA. It is a transcript of the gene cep41, whose product is annotated as centrosomal protein 41. Gene Ontology annotation, biological process: protein polyglutamylation; cilium assembly. Gene Ontology annotation, cellular component: ciliary basal body. The transcript has 11 exons. Bases 19 to 1104 code for a protein of 361 amino acids. NCBI's taxonomy places the organism in Eukaryota, Metazoa, Chordata, Actinopteri, Pleuronectiformes, Soleidae. The record is from RefSeq and is a predicted model, not a curated record.